UUAACGCGCAUGCAGAUCUUCAACGAAGGACCACAGACUUGCUUCGGACUCGCGGGAUACGUACUACCAUGCACCUUGCAGCUGUCGCCUGGGCUUGCGUCGCAUGGCUCGCCGCCGCCACGAUGGCCGCGCCGACCAGCUUUUUUGACUUUGUCGUCAAGGGCGUCGACGGCGCCGACGUGCCACUCUCGCGCUACGCAGGCUCCAAGGCCAUCUUGGUUGUCAACGUGGCCAGCGCAUGCGGCUUGACCGACUCCAACUACCGCGAGCUGCAGGCGCUGUACACCAAGUACCACGACCAAGGCCUCGAGAUCCUCGGCUUCCCGUGCAACCAGUUUGGGGCCCAAGAGCCUGGCACGAUGCGCGACAUCCUCGCCUUUACGCACGGCUACGACGUGACGUUUCCCAUCUUCCAAAAGGUCGAUGUGAACGGCCAAGACGCCGAUCCCGUCUUUGCGUACCUCACCUCCGUCUUGGCCGGCUCCAUUACCAACGACGUCAAGUGGAACUUUUCAAAGUUCCUCCUCGCGCACGGCCGCCCGUAUGCGCGGUACGCGCCGACCACGUCGCCCGCUGCCAUCGAAGACGCGAUCGUCCGCAUCCUCUCCAGUCAAAGCCACGACGAACUCUGAGCGUUCUUCUGUCCCUAUCCACAUGACAAUCUAUCCAUCCAAGACUGUUGAAUAGUAUUUGGAUACUAUUCGAAUGUGCCAAGACGAGACGCGUCGCA
Molecule: messenger RNA, 730 nt
Organism: Saprolegnia diclina VS20
Lineage: Eukaryota; Oomycota; Saprolegniomycetes; Saprolegniales; Saprolegniaceae
Product: glutathione peroxidase
Exons: 3
Coding region: 69-632 (187 amino acids)
Biological process (GO): response to oxidative stress
Molecular function (GO): glutathione peroxidase activity
Source: RefSeq, a predicted model, not a curated record